Molecule: messenger RNA, 2208 nt
Organism: Bombus pascuorum
Lineage: Eukaryota; Metazoa; Arthropoda; Insecta; Hymenoptera; Apidae
Product: RNA-binding protein 4.1-like
Exons: 8
Coding region: 210-1460 (416 amino acids)
Cellular component (GO): cytosol
Molecular function (GO): mRNA binding
Source: RefSeq, a predicted model, not a curated record
AAAUAUGUCUUACAAAUAAUCUAGUGACUUUGUCGUUAAAUGAACUAAGGGUGGCAAGUACGUAGUACAGAACUCAUUGCUUGCCGUCAAAAGUGUUCAAGGUGGAAAUCGUUGACGCCAUUUCGUAUCUCGUUUCGCUGAAGGCGUCACGAAAGUUUUAUCCCUUUUUACUUUAAUUUAAUUUCGCCAAAACGUCGCAGCCACAUAAAAUGGUUUCAUCUAAUCAACCGAGAAAGACAAAAAUAUUUGUGGGUCGGUUACCAGAAAAUUGUCGCAACGAUGAGUUGCGACAAUUAUUUUUACGUUUUGGUGAGGUAACGGAAUGCGAUGUCAUGAAUCGAUAUGGGUUUGUCCACAUGGCACGUGAGGAAGAUGCAGCUGCCGCAAUCAAAGCUCUUCACAAUUCAAACUUCAAAGGGGCAACAAUCAAUGUGGAACAGUCUACAGGCAAAUCACGUGGCGGAGGAGGAGGACGCAGGGAUGGAGACAGAAGAGGUGGACCAGUGAGAGGUGGUAGGGGGGGACGAGACGGUGGUAGAGACGCUCGUCCUGGACCAUACAAUGAUAGAAGAGUUCUUCCGAUCCAACUCGUUGGUUACGAUGGAUCUGCUGCAGGUGGCGUCGCAACGGGGUACACCGAUUACAAUCGUGGCGCUGGAGACUUUAGUGGACGUGGAGCCGAUUUUGGGACUGGAUACACUGAUCGUGGAGCAUAUGGUCAAAAUGUGGGGAGCGCGGCAAUGGGUUACACUUCUACGGCACCUGGAAUGGGAGGAGGAUACGGACCAGCAACUGGAGCUGUUGGAGGAUAUGGACCAACUGGAACAGCUGAUUACGGUCGAACUGACUACAGUCGUGCUGCAGAUUUUGGAGCUAGAACAGAUUACGUAGUUGGAGGUGGGAUGACUGGGGACUUUAAUCGUGGUGCCCCAGGUCCAAUGGAUUAUGGACGUACAGAUAAUUUUGGUGCAAAUCGCACUGUUGAUUAUACGGCUAGAAAUGAUUAUGAUCGAGCUGCAACUGGGCCUAUGAGAAAUGGUGGUGGUGCAGUUGCCACUACCGGGUAUGGGACGGGUUACACAGAUGUAGGAUAUGAUGAAAGUCACUGGGGUUAUCCGGGCGGGCCUGGGGAUAUGAUGGGUGGGCCCGGGGGGGUAAGUCAGGGAGCUUCGAUGGCCUACGACAGGAGGGAUGGUCCCCCUGUUAAUGAUAUACCUCCAUUUAACAGGCCAAUGAGUACUGGACCCAGCUACAGCACUGGGGCACCUAGUUAUAGUACUGGUCCUGGACCACAAGCAGACAUGUUUAGUAGAAGACCUGGCAGUGCUGUCCCUAGUGGUGGAUAUCCACCUGUUGGUGGAGGCUAUACCGAAGGGUACGACAGACCAGAUGCAUAUGGUCCUCCGCGUGGUGGCGGACGCUUCCCAGGUCCGGCAGACGCGAUGCCACCGAGGUACUAAAAGCGUACUAAAGCAAAUACUAAGCGCAUGCGAAAAGGCUCCCUUAAAAAAAUGCCUCUUUAGUGGUGGUCAUUCGCUUACGGAAUCGAAUACCUAGGAACUGCCCUGCGUCUGACAUACAGAGUCCAUACCAUUACAUACGAUAAUAUGUAUAAUGAUAUAGACACGAUAUAAUGAUAUAGAUACGAUCUAACGUUUAACACACUAACUUAAGGUACGGUAAGAAUAAGAAGUUCAUCAAUGAGCAACAUAAUGAAUGACUAAGGAAAUAAGCAACCAUGAUCACCUGAAGAGAAAAAAAAAAGAAGAUUGAAUUUCUGAUUGAAGUAAACAUUAUAAUGUGGAAUCAAGGAAUUUUAUAUAUCGUUCAUUUUUUCCAGCAGAUAGUGGAUAUAUUCCUUUUGUGCGAUUUGUGUUUCGUAGUUUUUUUCUGAUAUUUUCCAUGUUUUUCUCUCGUAGUAUAUACAAUCCAAUUUCCUAGAAUGGAUUGAAGCAUCUUUUAUCUAUCUUAAGUCACAUAAUUAUUACAUAUUAGUAGGAUAGACAAUUUCGUUAUAAGUUUGUAAUAUUUAGCAUCAACAAAGUGGUGACUUAGGCUAUUAAACAGAAAAUGCUGUAUAAUCUUUUUUUACACGUAAGAACUUGGAUAAUGUUUUAAAUGUUCAUUAAUAAAGCAAAGAAACGUGUUUGCAGAAGUUAUCAAUGUACCUCACAGAAUGAAAAAUAAAAUUCAAACGUAUGUCUUUAA